UCCUCCGGUCGACUCGGGCCGCGGAGCGCCUUGCCCUGUCCAGUCGGCCUCCAGCUUCCAUCACGUCAACCGGAUUCAUCCUAUCCAGCGGAUUGGAAGAGUUCCAUCUUUAUAAAAACAACUGACUUGUGUGCGGGUGUUAUCUGUUGUGUGUACGGAAGUAUAAAAGAAAAAAGUCAAGUGGCAGUUGUGACCCCACUCAUCCACUUUAGCCGCACGCUGGAUGGAUUUCUCUUCCGCAUACUCGGACCAACGGUUAUUAGUAGUAAUAGCAGGAGGAGGAGGAGGAGGAGGUAAAGAAGGAAACGUUCGUUUGUUCUACUCGCAGCCCAACGUCAAAUCGAUCGACUCUUUCCGUCCCAUGAAGUCGUCGUGGAUCAACGAAUCGCUGCUUCUUCUUCCAGCAGGUAGUCACGGCGGAAGCGGCGAAGAUGCUGGCAAAAAUCUCAGCGGCGUCGGCGACGUCGGAGAUUUGAAUAAUGUUACCGACGGCAUUAGCGACGGCGGAGACAUUCAGCUGGCGGCGCGUGUGGCUAUGGGCAUCGGCCUCUACAUGUUGGCCAUGGUGACAUGCGUCGGAAAUGGAAUGGUUAUCCACGCCAUCCGCACAGAGAAGCGGCUCCGAAAAGUUUCCAAUUUAUUCAUCAUGAGCCUGGCCGUCGCCGAUCUAGUCGUCGGGGUUUUCGUCAUGCCCAUCAGUGCCAUCUACGUCUUAACAGAUCGGUGGUACUUUGGCGUUUGGAUGUGCGACGCCUGGCUGUCAAUCGACUAUUGCGCCAGCACGGCGUCCAUCUUUAACCUGUUCGUGCUCAGUCUGGAUCGUUACUGGUCAAUUACGUCGCCGCUCAAAUACCUCAGGAGGCGAACAAAGAAAAGGGCCUUCCUCAUGAUAGCAGCCGCUUGGACCCUCAGCCUCCUAUGGAUCCUGCCCGUCACAGGAUGGUCCAGCAUGACGGACGGCAUCAAGCUCAAUUCGUCGCCAGACUCUUGCGACACGGAAUUCGCCGAUAACAUCACCUUCAAAGUCACUGCUGCGGUGGCUAAUUUUUACGUGCCGACGCUAUCGAUGCUCUACAUUUACGGGCGAAUUUUCCGGACGAUCCGCCAGAGAAGCCGCAACGAUUUGGGCGAAGUGAUGGUUUCGACAGCCAGAAGACGACAGAGUCACAAUCAAGCGCCGGCCAUCGUCUCGGACCACGGUGAUUCAACUAGCCUCCAGGCCAUGGAAACAGACGACGAAGGACUGGAGGAUCAACCCAAUAUGAAGCGGCUGGAGCGUGGAAUAUCUACCAUAGCCCGGAGCUGGAAUCACUUAAGCGGCAAGUUCAAUUGGUACAGCAGCAGCAGUCAGAAAAGUGGGCCGGGAGCGUUGCAACCAGCUGGGUCGACUAACUCGAGAAGAAUCCGGGCAGAUCGUUCGAUAUUGGAUUUUUACGAGAGUUUAACGCUGAUGGAACUGCACGGAAGUGACGGCGGAGUGGACGGAGCCCGGCAAAGCACAACUCAUUACAUCAAUGUCCAAGUCAAAGUUGAAUACGUCGACGACGUCGUCGAUAGUCAAUCAAACAACCAUCGAUUGGUGAGCGAAAAAGUUAGCCUCUGCAGACAACAGCAGCAGCAAGUACGCCGGCCAUCGACAAAGUUGUUCGCCAAUAAUCCGGCAGCAGCUGCUGGAUCAACGACUGCCGCCGCCGCUCCAUCGGUGCUGAUUUCGCAGAAAGAAAGAAAAGCUGCUAGGCAACUGGGCGUCAUUGUCUGCGCCUUCAUGGUCUGCUGGCUGCCUUACUUCAUAGUGUUCCUGGUCGUGGCCGUCUGCCCGGACUGCAUCGGCGACACGCUCUUCAAAAUCACUCUGUGGCUGGGCUACAUCAAUUCCACUCUCAACCCGGUCCUCUAUCCGCUUUGCAACGCCAAUUUCCGCCGGGCUUUCGCUAAAAUGUUGAACAAAACCUGCACAUGCUGCCGCAAUCCUUCCUUCCAGCGAACCAGUCAAACCUAUCCGUUGUCCGGCCCGGCUAUUCCGCUGAAUCAGCAAUCGCGUUUCUGAAGCUUCACCGAUUUUGUCGAUGUUAAAAAAAGAUGUUUAUUUCCACUCUGUAAAAAAACAAGGAAUAAGGAUUUAAGAAAUAUGC
Daphnia pulicaria is the source of this 2132-nucleotide messenger RNA. RefSeq names its product probable G-protein coupled receptor No18. Gene Ontology annotation, biological process: positive regulation of vasoconstriction; regulation of vascular permeability; adenylate cyclase-activating adrenergic receptor signaling pathway. The transcript has 6 exons. Gene Ontology annotation, molecular function: histamine receptor activity. Lineage: Eukaryota; Metazoa; Arthropoda; Branchiopoda; Diplostraca; Daphniidae. Bases 224 to 2047 code for a protein of 607 amino acids. The record is from RefSeq and is a predicted model, not a curated record. Gene Ontology annotation, cellular component: membrane.